UGGCAUUUCAACCUUUUCUUUACCUCCAUUGACUUUGAAACUUGCUAGCUAUUUCGUGUCUGGCGAAUCCUGAAGAAUCCCGGGUUUGGGCUUUUUUUGGCGCCAAAUUGAUCAACUGAUCCGCCACGCUAGCCAAAAUAACAGGGACCGAGGAAGCGAAGAACGGACCCAGUGAACCACCUCCUAAACGACAAUCGGGGAUCGAUUCAGGCGAGGUUCCCAACCUUCCCUGGAGAAAUGGAUGCCAUGGCCACAUCCAGGACUUCAUUAUCCAAUGACACGAAUGAGGGCAGUCCAUUGGGCCAGCCGGAUGGGCAGUGCUUCAAACCGGCGGGUUCUACUGGGAAUUUAAUGGCCAAGCGAUGUUUGAAGUUGAUCCAUGAGCACGAAUUGAACACGUUUCUGGAUCUGUUACAAGAUGGGAAAGUGGAUCAAAGCGACGAUCAUGAGGUGAUUCCCAAGCAUCUCCGUCUCACCUCACACCAAAACCUUAGACGAUUCCAGCUCAAAUAUGAGGGCCCCUUGAUCGUCCAAUGUGCCAAUCCCAAUUGCCAAAGAUUUGCCGAAAUUCCCCGCAACGGCGAUCCAUCCAUCAUUCCCGACCAUUGGUUCUGUUCCAUGACCAUUCCACGAUGUUGGAAGGCCCUGGAAUGGCAGCCAACGCCCAAGGAGUAUGUGAAGGUGGACUAUGUGCCUGGAUCGUUGGUUUGGGCCAAGGUCGCUUGCCACCCCCUAUGGCCUGGGAUGGUUGAUUUCUGUCCUGAUACUCGGGAAUACUACUGGAAUGACGAUGAAGACGCCAAAGAGCCCACGCAUUACAAUGUGGUGUUCUUUGUACCCAAAGUGGCCAGGACUUGGGUGGCUAAGACGCACAUGAAGCCGUUCAACAGCCACGAAAUGAAGACUCCAGCCAAACCGAAGACCCACAAGGAAACAUUCAAGGCCUACGAGUACAAUCUACAGCUAAUGGAUAUGUCACUGCGGGAUCGGCUGCUUCAUUAUUCCUUUCUGAACUUGUUCAAAGGCAAGUGGAGUGACUUUGAAACUGAACAGAGAAAAAAACUGCAACUUACAAAGCUUAAACGUAAAAGACCCGAGUCUGCCAUCCCAUCGUCCGGGAAAAAGAAAUCGGCAAAGCUGGAACAAAUCAAACGUUGGUCUAAAAACGAAUGGGUGGGAACAAUUGAAGACAAGCCGAAAAAGAGAGAGGUAUCAAAGGAUAGGGACGAGAGUUCUGUCACUCACAAAGCCCAGAGGCACGAAACUAGCUCAUCUGAAGAGGACAUUCCACUUGACUCUGAUACUGAUGUUAGCGUCUGCGAGAACCCUGCCAAGGCUGACCUAGCACCACCCAUUGUUCUCGAUGAAAUCUCGGGCCAUCUGAUUGAUCCACAAGGCGGGACAUCUCAGAAUGAAGAAGCAAUUGCCCCACUGUCGCCUGAAACUAUUGAUUUGCCUGAAAUGACAAAUACCCUUGAAAUGACGAAUAUCCCUGAAACCACAGAUAUGCAUGAAACUCUCCAAUUCCAAGAGAUCAUGGUGCAAGUUGAAACGAAUGAGAAUGAUCGGCCGUCAAAAGGGACUUCGCACCCAGAAGUGGCCAAGCUCAUUGAUGAUCCUCAGCCAUCGAACAUGGAGGAUUUGAUCGCUUUGAAUGAUGCGAAAAAAAUCAGAAGGAAAAUUGAUCCCCGGGCUGUUAAAUCCAAGGGAAUUCCCAUCCUGAACGUCCGAAUGGGAGACUUUAAAGGCCAGAGUAUGGUUUGGCAGAAUCAAGGUAUGAAUGCCGUCGUCACCGCUCAUUUACCAGCACCAAUCGAUGGUGUCAGUGGCCGAAUGAUGAUAUCUCAACGGCCCAUGAAACCAUUAGUAACCAUUGAAGGCAACACUAUUGGCAAGUCCCAACAUGUCUAUAACAGACCACCGUUACCGGCGAGGUUUCUUGCUAUACUGGCCGUGCAAAAUACGGUUCAUCCGGUAGCACUCAAAACGGAUUUCUCAAGUGUGGUCGAAUUCUUAAUGACACAUUUUCCGUACUUUGAAUUGCGUCCCGAACUAGCCCGUUCCGUUCUGGAGCUCGUGCUUGGAGCGAAUCAGGACAAAGUAUUUGCCAUUGCCCCUCAAUCCGUAUCGGAGAACGAACCCGCCCUCCGGAGAGAGGUGGAGCAAAACCAGAGCAAACUCCGUGACUCGAUGCGCUAUCCCUGUCUGUUGGAAGCGUUCCUAAGCAAUUGCUCCUAUCCCUCUCGUCACUUUGUGGCCGGUCCCGUGAACGAUGAAGGUCUCAUGAUGCUCGUGUUCUGGUCGCUUCACUCCCAAGUCCAUGGUUUCGUCGAUCAUCGCCAAUCGAAGCACGAAAUGGAUCUGAUGUUCCGAUUCAUGUUUCCGUUCUUUUCCGGGGGCUCGACCAAUUAUGUGUUGCCGAUACUUUUAGAAGGGUUCAAACCCAACCGAUCCUCUUUGAAAUGUGCCUUGUUAACUCUUAGUGAAAUGACCGAGUCCGAUAUAGCCGUGUUCUCUCCUUGUCAAAAAUAUCUCAAGCACAUGGCUCAAAGUUUCAAACGCAGUCUCGAGAACGGUCUGCUCACUUGAUGUACCAACCAGACUUGAGCUUCGGAAUAUGUAUCUCGUGUUUGUCAGUUUGUGCGAAUAUAUCGUUGUCAUUUUGGAA
Messenger RNA from Tigriopus californicus, 2668 nucleotides. RefSeq lists its product as uncharacterized. Gene Ontology annotation, cellular component: nucleus. NCBI's taxonomy places the organism in Eukaryota, Metazoa, Arthropoda, Copepoda, Harpacticoida, Harpacticidae. The coding region runs from base 238 to 2589 and encodes 783 amino acids. The transcript is spliced from 3 exons. The record is from RefSeq and is a predicted model, not a curated record.